AUGCCUCCUCUCUCUCUCUCUGUCUGUCUCUCUGUCUCUGUACGGUAUAUAACAAUAUCUAUCUAUCUAUCUAUCUAUCUAUCUAGUCCUAUCUGUUCACUUUUCACUCUCUUUCAUUCUUUUUCCUUCUCAGUCUGCCUAUAUCUGUCUAUCUAUCUAUCUAUCUAUCUAUUAUUUUAUCUUAUUAUUAUUUUAUUAAUAAAUUUAUCACCUCCUUUUUUUUCCAUUUUUUUUCUGUUAUUCACUUACUUUAUAUUUGCGCAUGCGCGUAUUGCUGUCAUCCAGGUUUUUUUUGUUUUGCUUUUGACUAGCCUCGUUUUCCUUACAAGUACUGAAGUCCUUUUACAUCGUUUCCCUUCUUCUUUUCCCCCCUUCUUUCCCCCUUCUUUUCCUCUUUUCUUUUCCUUUCUUUUUCUCUUCUUCUUUCUACCCCUUCUUUUUCCCCCUUCUUCUUUUCCCCACUUCUUUUCCUCUUUUCUUUUCCUUUCUUUUGAUCUUUUUGUACCUUCUUUUUUCCUUCUUCUUUUCCCCUUCUUCUUUUCCCCUUCUUCUUUUCCCCUUCUUCUUUUUCCCCCUUCUUCUUUUUCCCCCUUCUUCUUUUCUCUUUUCUUUUUUCCCUUUUUUUGCCAUCUUUUUCCCAUUGUUCUUUUUCCUUCUUUUUUCUUCUUCUUUUUCUCUUCUUUUUCCCUUCUUCUUCUUUUUUCUUUUCUUUUCUUUUCCGCUUCUUCCCCCCCUCUUCUAAAUUUCUUCUUCUUCUUCUUCUUCUUCUUCUUCUUCUUCUUCUUCUUCUUCUCUCUCUAA
Messenger RNA from Acanthosepion pharaonis, 801 nucleotides. Lineage: Eukaryota; Metazoa; Mollusca; Cephalopoda; Sepiida; Sepiidae. The record is from the annotation of a GenBank genome assembly.